UGGAGCUGUGCCUAGCCAACCAGCUUGCCUAGUUUCAUUUUCUAAUCCUUUGUUCUCUGUGUGUGGGGCAGGGGGUAUAAGGAAAAUUCCCAAAAUAUGGUAAGAAAGAAUCUUAUAAGAAACCAACACAGAUGAACCAAGAGACAGAACGCUUGCAACAUUCUCACUGAAGCAGCGUUGUUGCCAGCCCUGAAAGACUUUAUAGUAAAGACAAGGUCACACCCUGGCCAUGGCCUCCGAGAUGCACAUGCCAGGCCCAGUGUGCCUCAUUGAGAACAUCAGCGGGCAACUGGUAGUGAACCAGGAAGCUCUGAAGACCCUGUCUGCCUUCACACAGCCUCUGGUCGUGGUGGCCAUUGUGGGUCCCUACCGCACUGGCAAAUCCUACCUGAUGAACAAGCUGGCCGGGAAGAAAGAGGGCUUCUCUGUUGACUCCACGGUGCAGUCUCACACCAAGGGCAUCUGGAUGUGGUGUGUGCCUCAUCCUGAGAAGCCAGACCACACCCUCGUUCUGCUUGACACGGAGGGACUCGGAGAUGUGGAGAAGAAUGACAAGAACAAUGAUACUCAGAUCUUUGCACUGGCGAUACUACUGAGUAGCACCUUUGUUUACAACACCAUGAACAAAAUUGACCAGAGGACCAUCGAUUUACUGCAUUAUGUAACAGAGUUGUCCGAUCUGCUCAGAAGAGUAUCUUCAACGGAUCUUGAUGGGGUUGAAGAUGCAGUUGAUGCUGUGAGCUUCCGUCCAGACUUAGUGUGGACUCUGCGAGAUUUCUACCUUUCCCUGGAAGCAGAUGGGCAACAGAUCACAGCAGAUGACUACCUGGAGAAUUCACUGAAGCUGAAAGAAGACACUGAUCAAAGUCAUCAAAAUUUCAAUUUGCCCCGUCGUUGUAUACAGAAAUUCUUUGCAACAAAGAAAUGCUUUGUCUUUGACCAGCCCAUUCACCGGAAGAAGCUUGCCCAGCUUCAGACACUGCAAAACGAUGAACUGGAUCCUGACUUUGUGCAACAACUGGCAGAUUUCUGUUCCUACAUCUUUCACCAUUCCAAGACUAAGUCUCUUUCAGGAGACAUCAAGGUCAAUGGACCUCAUCUAGAAAGCUUGGUGCUGAAAUAUGUCAAUGCCAUCAGCAGUGGGAAGCUGCCCUGCAUGGAGAACUCAGUCGUGGCCUUGGCCCAGAUCAAGAACUCAGCCGCAGUACAAAAGGCCAUUGCCCACUAUGACCAGCAGAUGGCUGGGAAGGUGCAGCUGCCCACAGAAACCCUCCAGGAGCUGCUGGACCUGCACAGGGACAGUGAGAAAGAGGCCAUCGAAGUCUUCAUCAAGAAUUCCUUCAAGGAUGAGGACCAAAGGUUCCAGAAGGAAUUAGGGACCUUGCUAGAAGAAAAACAGAACCACUUUUGUAAGCAGAACGCGGAGGCCUCAUCGGAGCGUUGCUCAGCUUUACUUCGGGAUAUUUUUGGUCCUCUAGAACAAAAUGUGAAGCAGGGGAUUUAUUCAAAGCCAGGAGGGCAUUGCCUCUUCAUUCAGAAGACAGAAGAGCUGAAGGCAAAAUACUAUCAGGAGCCCAAGAAAGGAAUACAGGCUGAAGAAGCUCUGCAAAAAUAUUUAGAGUCCAAGAAGUCUGUGAGUGAUGCCAUUCUACAGACGGACCAGGCUCUCACAGCGAGGGAAAAGCAGAUGCAAGAAGCACGUUUGAAAGCACAGGCUGCAGAGGCUGAAGCACAAAGGUUGGCGGAAGCUCAAAGGCAGCACCAGCAAAUGAUGCAGCAGAGGGAGAGAGAGCAUCAGGAGCACCUGAGACAAAUGGAGAUCAUCAGAGCCCAACGUCAGGCAGAAGCGCAGAGGGCUUUGGAACGCCGGCUCCAGGAAGAGGCUGAAAAGCAGAAGGCAAUGAUUCAAGCUGAACAGAUGAGACUUCAGAACGAGGUCCUGAGGCUACAGCAGAGCAUCCGCUCACACAAUGAUGAUUGCUUCCCUCUGGGAUCCACGGUGAGGUCUGAAACCAAGGGCAUCUGGAUGUGGUGUGUGCCCCACCCCUCCAAGCUCAACCACACCCUGGUCCUUCUGGACACUGAGGGCCUGGCCGAUGUGGAAAAGAGCGACCCUGAAAAUGACUCGUGGAUCUUUGCCCUGGCCGUGCUCCUGAGCAGCAUGUUUGUCUACAACAGCGUGGGCACCAUCAACCACCAGGCCCUGGAGCAGCUGCACUACGUGACUGAACUAACAAAGCUGAUCAGGACAAAAUCCUCCCCCAGCUCUGGUGAAGUGGAUGACUCAGCUGAGUUUGUGAGUUUCUUCCCAGUUUGGGCUGUACGGGAUUUCCUGCUGGAGCUGAAGUUAAAGGGACGCACCAUCACUGAAGAUGAGUACCUGGAGAAUGCCUUGAAGUUGAUUCCAGGUGAGGAUCCUAAAAUCCAGAAAUCCAACAUGCCUAGAGAGUAUAUCAGAAAGUUCUUUCCAAGGCGUAAGUGCUUUGUCUUUGACUGGCCUACAAAUGACAAAAAAUUAUUGCAACAUAUGGAGAAGGUGUCAGAAAACCAACUAGGAAGGGAAUUCCAGGAACAAUACAGAACUUUCUGUACCUAUAUCUUCACACAUGCAAAAACCAAGACCCUAAGACAGGGAAUCACCGUCACUGGAAAUGGACUCGGGACUCUGGCAAAGGCCUAUGUGGAUGCCAUCAACAGUGGAGCUGUGCCUUGUUUGGAGAACGCGGUGACAGCACUGGCUGAGCUUGAGAACUCAGCAGCUGUGCAGAAGGCGGCCGAUCACUACACUGAGCAGAUGGCCCAGCGAGUGAGCUUCCCCACAGACUCGCUCCAGGAGCUGCUGGACCUGCACGCAGCCUGCGAGAGGGAAGCCAUUGCCAUCUUCAUGGAGCGCUCCUUCAAGGAUGACAAGCGGGAAUUCCAGAAGAAGCUUGUGGAAACCAUAGAGAUGAAGAAGCAAGAUUUUUUGCUUCAGAAUGAACAGGCAUCUGGCAAGUAUUGCCAGGCUCAGCUUGAGCAGCUUUCAGAGCCCUUGAUGGAUGAUAUUUCAAGAGGAACUUUCUCUGUGCCUGGGGGACACAACCUCUACUUAGAAGCAGUGGAAAAGUUGGAACAGUCCUAUAACCUGGUACCCAGGAAAGGAGUGAAGGCAAAUGAGGUCCUCCAGACCUUCCUGCAGUCACAGGCCGCAACAAAGGAAUCCAUCCUGCAGGCAGACCAAGCCCUCAGUGCUGAGGAGAAGGCUCUGGCAGCUGAGUGUGCCAAGAAUCGGGAAGCUGAGAAGGAACUGGAUCUACGAAGACAGAAAGAGAAGGAACAGCAGAAAAUUUUGGAGGCUCAGGAGAAAACCUUCAAGGAAAACUUAGCGCAGCUGAAGGAGAAGAUGGAGAGAGAACAGGAAAUCCGCCUGAGAGAGCAGGAAAGUAUGCUGGACCUCAAGCGCAAGAUCUCUGAAGAACUGCUUAAUGAAGGAUUUAAGGCGAAAAAUGAGGAGAUGCAGAAAGAGAUAAAUCAACUAAAAGAAGAGAAGGAAAGAAAUAAUGUCAAUAAGGCCUCCGAUAUUGCACAGAUACUUGAUGUGGCUACCACUGUCUUAGCAGCCGUACUACCUUGGCCUCUUAACAUAAUUGUUAUAGCGCCUAAAGUCAUCAGUUUAGUGGAGAUAUAUCUCAAUUUGAAUAAGUGAGGAAAUUCAUCAGUUUCCUUACACGUUCUUAGAAUUUAUCUUAAGUAUAUUUUAAAAGGCUUCUUAUGUUAUAAUAGUGUGACAAUGUGGUUAAUUUAGGAAACAUGCUGGUUUCACUCACAAAAUGUUUAAAAAUGAAUGAUGAUUAAAAAGAAUAUCCGGGCCUGAUAACCAAAUGACACUUUAUUU
Molecule: messenger RNA, 3874 nt
Organism: Molossus molossus (Pallas's mastiff bat)
Lineage: Eukaryota; Metazoa; Chordata; Mammalia; Chiroptera; Molossidae
Product: guanylate-binding protein 5-like
Molecular function (GO): GTPase activity; GTP binding
Source: RefSeq, a predicted model, not a curated record